CUGGGGGCGGAAAUCGGGCGCGGAGGCUUCGGAGUCGUCUACGGCGCGCUGGACCUGCGCAAUGGACGCUCUGUGGCCAUCAAGCAGGUGUCGCUGCGGGAUAUCGACAAGGACGAACUGCUGUCCAUUGAGACGGAGAUCAGUCUGCUGCGCAAGCUCAACCACGAGAACAUUGUCAAGUACCACGACACCAUCAAGACGCAGGGCUACCUCUACAUUGUGCUCGAGUACAUGGAAAACGGCUCGCUGGCUCAGUUCGUCAAGAAGUUCGGCUCGCUGUCGGAGACGCUCGUGGCCAUGUACAUCACGCAGGUGCUGAGAGGACUGGCCUACCUGCACGAGCAGGGUGUGCUGCACAGAGACGUCAAGGGAGCCAACAUCCUGACGACCAAGGACGGACUGGUGAAGCUGGCGGACUUUGGCGUGGCUAUCAAGCUCAACGAGACGCAGAAGGCCAACUCGGUCGUGGGGUCGCCGUACUGGAUGGCACCGGAAGUGAUUGAGAUGGCGGGCUGGUCCUCAGCGUCAGAUAUCUGGAGCGUGGGAUGCACAAUCAUCGAGGUACUGACGACAAAGCCGCCGUACUUCGACCUGGCACCCAUGGCUGCACUGUUCCGUAUCGUGCAAGAAGAUCACCCGCCGCUUCCGCAGCGGAUGUCUCCGGCUUUGCAUGAUUUCAUCAUGAAGUGCUUCAUGAAAGAGCCGCGACUGCGAGCGUCAGCUGAGGAGCUUCUUGCCCACCCGUGGAUCGCACAAAUUCCGAAGAACAAGGUGGAGCAAAGCACACAACUGGUUGCCGAGAGCGUCACGUCGUCCAACGAUCGUGACGCUGUGCUGAACACGAUCAAACUCUACGAGAAAAGCUCGUCUACAGCAGAAGUACCUGCACCUGCAACAGGCAAAAGCUCGCGCUCUCUUAGUGCUACGCAGGAGCAGUCUGACGAAGAUGUGGAGGAUUGGGAUGAUGAGUUCGGCGUUGAUUCGAACCCCACGCCGUUCGUGCUCAGGGAUGAGGGAAACGGGGAGGCCAGCAAGGCGAAGACUCCGCAGGAAACAGCUCCGAGUAAACCCAAGUUUCAGUUGUCGAAGGAAGAUGCGAACGCGCUCUUUAACGACGACGUGUGGGACGAAGACGAGCCCGAAACUUCGGUUGUAUUAGAGAGCAAAUCCGUGCUUGAUGCUAGCCUGAACAGCAGCGGGAUUAGCUUGAGCCAAAACAAAAUGGACCGACCAACGAUGAACUCGUGGGAUCGGUCGUCGCUGAUCCCAGCUCAAAAUCGGAUUGCAAAGCUCCAGCAGUUCGUCGAAGACCCAGAGGAAGAUCUUACUUUUGACGAUAUCGACGAGAAGCAACUUCUACAAGCGGCGGCGAAGCAACAGCGCGCGAUGGAGACAGACCCCCUCGCUGCCACCGUAGUCCCAGGCAAUAAGCGCCAGAGCGACUUCAAGGAGGAGGACGACAUGGAUGGCGAUUUCGACUUUGCAGACGGGAAUGCGGGAGGUUUGGUGCUUCGCGUCGGUAGCAACCGAGACAGUGGUGCUGGGUCGUCGUCGGGCGGGAGUGCGCACGACAACUUGUUUGACGACGAAUUGGACUUCGAUUACUCGACUGCCCGAGACACAAACCAAAAGGCGACGGCGCGAGUAGUGGAGUUAUUGUCCUUACUGGAUCCAAGCAUGGAGGACCAAGUCAUCCUCGAUGCUUGUAAUAAUCUGGAGGAGCUGUUUGACCAGAACGUAACCCUAAGGAGGGAUUUGAUGUCUCAACCUGGUGUUGUGCCGAACAUCAUGGAGGCGCUGGAGAUGAAGAAAAUGGACGUCCUUCAUGCUGUCCUCAGAGUUAUCAACAUUAUUGUGGAGGGCUACAAGAAAUUUCAGGAAAACUUAGCGCUGGUUGGCCUGGUGCCCGUGAUCAUCAAGCUCACGAAGCAGCAUAACCCUUAUUACUUACCCGGUGAAAGUGGACGCGGGUUCCGCAUGGACAGCUCGGAGGACAACGAGUUCUCCAUUGCUGUGCGGAUGGAGGCAGCCAAGUUUGUGCGCCAGUGUUGCAAGACAAGCUCAUUGACGCUGCAAAUGUUUAUUGCGUGUGGAGGUUUGCCUGUGCUGGUUGACUUCUUGACGUUGGGAGAUAAAUCAUCCAGCCUUGACGAAGAUGUGGACCUGCUUCGGAUUGCUCUGGACGGAAUCUUCAGCGUAUUCAGCAUCCAAACCAUCCCGAAGAACGACAUCUGCCGUCUCUUUGUGAAGGCGGGACUGCUCAAGAAGUUUGUGGUCGUGUUUUCAGAGAUUGUCACAUCGAGCGGAUCGGCGCCAAAGUGGACCAUGAGAGAGCUUCACAAGACGUGCGAUAUCUUCGUGCAGUUUUCUCAGGGCGAUGCCGUGGUCAAAGAACACAUGUGCGAUGGCGCUCGCACACUACCUCUCAUUCGCCACUCCGAUGAGUUCGUCGCCGCUAUGCUGAAGAUUCUCAAGUGUAUUCGAAACUUGAGUAUGGAGCCCUUGACGCUCGAGAAGUUGGACCGGGCGGGGGCAAUCCCAACCCUGGUUCGUCUGCUGAACGAGCAAGAAGCGGAAGGCCCCUCGAUCUCCGACGUGAGGCGGAAAGAGGUCGAGAACAUCGUGCUCCAGUCGAUGUUCUACCUAUGCCGGAUCAACCGUAACCGGCAGACUCACGCGGCACAGGCAGGCGUCAUCCCGUCACUCAUCAAGGUGGUGCGGAACUCGAGUCCGCUGAAGCAGUUUGCGCUUCCUAUACUGUGCGAUCUGGCGCAUGCGUCGCCUACAGCACGAGCGCAUCUGUGGACCUACGACAGCGUGACCCUGUUCCUGGAGCUGCUCGAGGACAAGUACUGGCAGAUCGACGCCAUCAAGUCCAUCAGCGUGUGGCUUGUGCACGACACUGUGAAGAUGGAGAACGUGCUUCUCGUGCCGGAGAACCUGCUAAAGAUAAUGCUGUGCUUCCACAACGCCCAGGACACGGAACUGGAGAACUUGUUAGAGCCGUUGUUGGAGAUUAUGAGCCGUUCAGUGCGGCUCAACCAGGCUCUUGGACGCAGCGGCAUGUUUGUGAUGGAGAUUCUGAAGCGACUGCGAAUCAUCCCGAAGGCCAUCGUUCGCAAGAACCUGCUCAAGAUGCUCAAGAGCCUCUUCGAGUCUCACACGUCUCCGAUCCAGUUUUUGGUCGAGUACAACCUCCGCCCGAUCGUGUAUGCGCUCGCCCAGGACGAGAACAGCAUGAUUCUGGUGAAAGAAAUCGCCUCCCAACUUCUUCAGGCCAUC
Molecule: messenger RNA, 3282 nt
Organism: Phytophthora sojae
Lineage: Eukaryota; Oomycota; Peronosporomycetes; Peronosporales; Peronosporaceae
Exons: 8
Biological process (GO): protein phosphorylation
Cellular component (GO): cytoplasm
Molecular function (GO): protein serine/threonine kinase activity; ATP binding
Source: RefSeq, a predicted model, not a curated record